AUGACAGCCAUCACCGCGUUCAAGGGAUGGACGAGUCUCAGUCCAGCUGAUCGAGCCAAGCUCGUUCUCGGGGCCGUUCAACAGGCUGUGUUCACGCUCAAGUCCGGCGGACAGGCAUUCAAGUCGAUCCUGGACUUUAGAGCGGGCAAGCAGCGUUUCCUCGCGGCCGCGGCGGCAGAAGCGGCGACAACGACGGACAUGAAGAUCGCCGAGGAGGAGAUGGCAGACUUCUUCGGCGAGGAGAACCUCAUCGACCCCGAGAUGCGGCUCAACGAAAAGGUCAACUCAUUGGGCAAGAGCGAAUUCCUGGAGUUCGAGGCCCGCGAGACCAGAAUUGAGCUGGAGCGCUACAAGGAGCGGGCGACCGUCGAGACUAUCGAGCAGAAGGAGCAACUCGCCCCGCUGUCGGAAGACGGCGGAGUGUCGGAGCUCGGGACGGGGUCGGCGGACGGGUCCGCCAAGUACAAUUGGAAGGCCAACAUGUUCCAGUCGGCCAUGGUCAUCAUCGGUGCCGCCAUUGUCGUCGCCAUGUGCUUCGCGCUGUACCAGAACUGGGGCAGGCAGAACUGGACCGACCGCAUCAUGGGCAUCGCCAACAUUGCCGUGCAAGCCCUCAGCGUCAUCGUCGAGGGCGUCGCCCUGUUCGUCGAUUUCGGCUUCACAAUCGUCAGCACCACCAUUACCAGCUCCAUCAUGGCCGUUUGCGCCUGGGCCGGGCCGAUCCUGGCUAUUGUCGGGCUCGUUCUCAUGAUCGUCGCCAUGAUCAUCAUGGCGGUGAAGCCACGACCGCUCACCGACACGGAACAUUGGAUGGUUGACAAAGGUUUUCCUUUUGUUGACAAGACACUCUCGGAUCCUCCGGGGUCCCAGCUCACCUGGGAGUUCUCCUCCGACAGGUUUGCCGCUAACAGCGCCUCGCAGCGGCUUGACAUCACUGGAAAGAAUAUCAGCUCGGAGAACGUCAGCAUCAUCAGGGCGUUCACGAACAUCACAACGGGUACGUCCAAGUCGAGUCUGUUCGCCGACGACGCCUUCCAGGAAUCGUCCGAGACGGGGACAGCGACAGGCCGAUUCUCACUCGAGGCGUCCUCAGACGCAGUCAAGAAGGCGCUCGAAUUCAAGUAUGUCGUCGGCACCCCCAGCUACGGCGACGUACACAGCGAGACCAAGGAGACGGACAAGCAGACGCCCUACACGCUCUCCGUUCACCCUGUUCAAGGGACUACCGUGGACAUUCAGGGAAAUGAGAAGCCGGGAAGCAUAACGUUGAAGCCAGGCGAGUGGCUGCGCAUUGUGCUACAGGGGAAGACAGGGGAUAAAUACGCCAAUGGCUUCUACCUAGAAGUUAGAGAGGACUGGGAGGAUGGUGACUCGGUUGCUUCAGCGCAGUACAUCAACCGUAGCUAA
Molecule: messenger RNA, 1407 nt
Organism: Colletotrichum higginsianum IMI 349063
Lineage: Eukaryota; Fungi; Ascomycota; Sordariomycetes; Glomerellales; Glomerellaceae
Exons: 2
Coding region: 1-1407 (468 amino acids)
Source: RefSeq, a predicted model, not a curated record